Aspergillus lentulus is the source of this 756-nucleotide messenger RNA. RefSeq lists its product as uncharacterized. The record is from RefSeq and is a predicted model, not a curated record. Lineage: Eukaryota; Fungi; Ascomycota; Eurotiomycetes; Eurotiales; Aspergillaceae. Gene Ontology annotation, molecular function: dipeptidyl-peptidase activity.
AUGUGUCCAGGCGGAACUCCGUCUCCCGAGUUCAAUAACUCCGUAGCCGAUACCCUCGCGAGUUACGGCAAGCUCGAAGACGUCUCUGGAGCCGUGAGGAGCUAUCCUUUAUGGAACGAAUACUGGGAAGAUAAGAGGUCUAAAUGCGAGCAGAUCAACGUUCCAACGUAUGUAGUUGGCUCAUGGACGAACCCUAUUCAUACACCGGGAACAUUGAGAGCUUUCCGAGCCAUCCCUGAAUUUGUCCCAAAGUGGCUUCGAAUACAUAUCUCUAUGAAAUGGUCUGACUAUUAUGCCGACUCCAGUUACCGUGAUCUCAAGCGAUUUUUUGACUAUUUUCUGAAGGGAAGCAUUGACAAUCCCUGGUCGGCAACGCCGAAAGUGCGACUCAGUGUUUUGAACUUUGGGCUUUCUGGCUUGGAUGAUACCACUAAUAGGGCAGAGGCGGACUGGCCAUUGGCUCGGACCAAGUACCAAAAGCUCUAUCUGACCCCAGAUCAGAAACUGAGCCCAUCGCCGCUAGGUCAGCCGAGUCGAGUCACAUAUAAUGGGGAAAAUGGGAAGGCCGCGUUUCAAUAUCGCAUUCCGCAUGACUUGGAGACUACGGGAUAUUUUGUUGCCCGACUUGCAGUAUCCUGCUCAUCCGAAGCUGACAUGGACUUGUUUGUUCAGGUUUGCUGUCUUCGAGGACGGUCUUCGUACAAGCAAGGUGUCCUCACCAUUCGGCCGGAUAACGUUCUUGUGCUCAAUUGUUGA